This is a messenger RNA of Fusarium poae, 3471 nucleotides long. RefSeq lists its product as uncharacterized. The record is from RefSeq and is a predicted model, not a curated record. The transcript has 8 exons. Gene Ontology annotation, molecular function: serine-type carboxypeptidase activity. Gene Ontology annotation, biological process: proteolysis. Bases 1 to 3471 code for a protein of 1156 amino acids. NCBI's taxonomy places the organism in Eukaryota, Fungi, Ascomycota, Sordariomycetes, Hypocreales, Nectriaceae.
AUGGGCUUGAAAACAUUGCUUUUCAGAGCUUUUGGCCUUGUCGCUCUGACAAAUGCCUCUACUAUUGACCAACGAUCUAAUAAGCCAGCCAACACUCAGUACUACAACUCAAAGACCUCUCAAUACUAUAUUGAGCCAAAGGGCAUCCCCGAGAUUUCGUUUGAUGUCGGUGAGAGCUAUGCUGGACAGAUCCCAGUCGAUUUGAAAAAGACCGGCUCCAAAGACCCAAAGUUCUUCUACUGGUUCUUUCCAACUGUCAACCCAGCUGGCAAGGAUGAUGUUGUCAUUUGGUUCAAUGGUGGUCCAGGAUGCUCGUCUUUAGAAGGCUUCAUACAAGAGAAUGGUCCUUUCAAAUGGCAGUACGGAACAUACAAGCCUGUCCCCAAUGCAUGGUCAUGGCAUAAACUAGCUAAUGUCAUUUGGGUCGAAUAUCCCAUUGGCACAGGCUUUUCGACUGGUCAUGUUACAGCCCACAACAAUACCCAGACAGCAGACGAAUUCGUCAAAUGGUGGAAGAAUUUCGUCGACACUUUCAGCCUCCAAGGCAAGAAACUUUACGUGACUGGCGAAUCCUACGCUGGUGUCUAUGUUCCCUAUGUCGGCGCUGCAAUGCUUGACAAGAAAGACAAGGAGUAUUACGAUGUUCAAGGCGCCUUGUACUAUGAUCCUGUCAUGCCGUACGCCGACGAGCUUCACCUCGAUAAGGCAGCUUUUCCAGCAUUCUUCAGACAUUGGGAAAGUGUCUUUGCGAUUCCCAACAAGAACAAGAAGAUCCUUGACAAUGAUAACGAGAAAUGUGGGCUGGACAAGUACCGCGAAGCGCAUUUGACGUAUCCUCCUCCAUCAAAACCGUGGAAGGCUGUUCAGACCAAGGGUUGUGACAUUACUUCUCACUUUGACGAGAUCAUCCCCGUAAUCAACCCAUGCUUCAAUGUCUAUCACGUCCAGGACACCUGUCCCGUGCUAUGGGAUAUCCUUGGGUUUCCAUCAGUCGAGUAUAAUCCCCCGGGUGCAACAAUCUACUUCAACAUCCCUGAAGUGCGAAAGGCUAUUCAUGCCCCUGCUGCACCCAAGAACUGGACAUCCUGUUCUGGUCCCGUCUUCAUCAAUGACGACCCACACUAUGACCCAGCCGAACACGAGAAGAAAUUCCAAACUCUCGUUGAGAAGACCAACAAUGUCAUCAUCGGCUCUGGCAUGGCAGACUACAUCAUCACAUCCAACACGACAGCUUUGGCGGUACAGGGACUCACAUGGAAUGGCAAGCAAGGAUUUCAAAAGGCACCGAGCGAAGAGUUUGUUGUGCCUAUUAUCAACAACACUGCGUUGAAUACUGAGAACUGGGCUGGUGGCAGUGUACAAGCUGUUCGCGUCAACCCAAGAGACCGUCUAACAACACUGCCUUCGAAGCUUAGGACGAUGGCCGAGGCCCAGAGCAUGGAGACUGACGGAGUCCCUCUCAGCAAUGCCGAGAAUAUCAACGACGAGACGCACGACAUGGAUGGCCUUACUCUGAGAGUUUGGCAUUUCAACAGCGCAGAUAGGGAGCAAAGAAGGGAGAGGGAGAAACAGCAGGAGGAAUUUGACGAUCGACAAUUGCGACGACACCUAUGUGGCGAGACGCCGGAAGAGUUACCCCAAUACCUGCAUCCCUUGGAUGCCAAAGACACCCUCGAUGUUCAAGAAGCUAUCUUGAACAGCGUGGGCUCUAUCAACCUCGCCGAAAGCAUCCAUGAUCAUUUUGGCGAUGACGACCUCCCCCCUAUAUCAAGGACAGGACUAGAGAUCCUCCAGGAGCAUUUGGAACUCUUUCAUCCGAUCGUUGACCAUGAGGCAAUCUUGAUCGAUAUUGGCUCUCAAUUGGCUCCACUGCACACUUGUAUCAGUGGUAUGAUCAAUCACUCUCGAGAAGGCAUGCCGCUGUCGACUAUUCGAGUGGAGGAGUGUUACUUGGACAGCGAAACCCCCGAUGGCAAAUUUGUGCUGAGCCGAGGCAUCUUGCAUGCACAGAAGAUUUCCGAUUUCGACGACGAUGCGGUUCCUGAUGCCAAUGUCAUCAUGAACCUUUGGGAUCAUCGAGCUGGCGUCAUCUCGGCAUUUGAUCGCCGCACGGCCAGGAUGCUAGACAAUCAGAAGCCCCCAUUCUUUGGGAGUAAGUCGGAACUCACGUCACGGUUUUCCGAUCCGGCGCAUGCACUCUCCAUGACACACAGCAGAAACGACGAUGCUGAGGGUUCUGGGUCUGGUCAGCAGACCGUCGACCACAUCAAGGAGCUACUAAAGAUCACGCACAACGGGGGACUUCACUACAUCUACCACUGUAUCAUGGACGACUUUGGCUUGAUGGCCGAAAACUACCGGGAAAGAUUAGUCUUGUGGCUAGCUUACAAAUGUCCCACUAUGAUUCGGGUCCUACAGCUUUUGGAGAAACAUGUGCGUCAGGACGGAAAUCGUGUUCUGCUCAUGGUGGAUACACUUUGGAUACAAAAUGUUGUCACGUCUCUUCUGGUACACUAUGGCUAUGUUGCAGUCACCACCCGAGCAUCAGACGAUGCUACCGCCUGCCAAGGCAUUAUGAACCAGUGGAACGACCCGGAUUCGGACCUUGACGUUUUUGUCGGCAACGUCAGUACGAUGAGUGCGGCAAUCAACCUGCAUUGGACAUGCCAUGUGGGAAUAUUCCUGAACUGGCAUAUUGACCCUGACAUUAUGGAGCAGCAUUUCCAAAGACUCCAUGGACCUGGCCAGAACGAGGCGGUCGAAUGGAUUUUGCUGAAGCAGGCCAACUCGUACCAAGACAAUGUCGAGCGUCUUGUGGUACAGAAGUGGCUAGUCACUGCAACCUCGAAGUAUGAUCUCCCCGAGUGGAUGGAUCAUGAGAUCCUGGAAAUCUGCCUCUGCGAGAUAAUGAAGUCUCGCUGGCACCAGCCCUUCAACAGGUACGCCUGGGUAGUGGAGCAUGAGUUCUCUAAGUCUGAGAUGAACUACCAUGGAGAUCAAACUGUCAUCCUUGGACACGUUUUUUCGAUGCUUGCACGGCUCUUUUUCACUGCACAUGGUAAAUCGGAGCAGGAAUUUUACAAAAGAAAUGUCGGCGCUUUUGUUGAGGUGGCGAAGUUAAUGUCGAACCCCGGAAGCUUGGACACCCUGUGCUGGAUUCGCCAGUUCAAGACAAUCCAAGAAGCUACAGAUUUCCUCCGGGUCAAUGAUGAGACGUUUGCAGCUCAGAUGGCUAAGAACAUUAGACCUGCUGUCAGGUCCGUCAAGUGGGAAAUGAAGAAAGGAAAGAAGAGUGAGGUCUUGUUUGCUCGCAAUGCCAGGCUCCGCGUUGCAGUCAGGGCCCGCCAGGCGAAGGCCACGGGGCGGAAGCGUAAGCGGUCUCCCACGGACGAGGCUAGUAUAGUCUCCCAGGUUACCUACCAAGUAGACAGUCAGUCGAGUGACGAAGACGACGAUUUAUCGGAUUGGUAG